Molecule: messenger RNA, 2776 nt
Organism: Oryzias latipes (Japanese medaka)
Lineage: Eukaryota; Metazoa; Chordata; Actinopteri; Beloniformes; Adrianichthyidae
Product: sorting nexin-18
Biological process (GO): cleavage furrow formation; endocytosis; endosomal transport
Cellular component (GO): plasma membrane; cytoplasmic vesicle
Molecular function (GO): phosphatidylinositol binding; protein binding
Source: RefSeq, a predicted model, not a curated record
CAUGGCGGGACCCCAGAGACUGGCUAGUUUUAACUCAAUAACUCGGUGACCUGAUUUCUGCGUUUAUUAAGGCCCAUUUUCUCCUCUCUGCAUAAACAGACUGAUGUGCCUUCACUUGCUGGCUCCGCCCUCCGUUAGUCAACUCAGUACGUGUUGAGACCCGAGCCUUAAACCUGCAAGCAUCUCCGCCGAAGGAGGAGGAGGAGGAGGAGAAGGGAGCGGAGCUUCAGCCGGCUCUUUAUGUGGAGGAAUGUAACAACUUCAACCGUCACGGAUCAGAGAGGCUGCGCUUUUUUGUUUUUGAAGCAAAUUGAACUUAAAAGUAAUCGACAGGAGCUCAGAGAGGCGGCGGUAUACGUUUGAUGCAUGGUUUAAGGAGAAAAACCCCCUUCAUCUGGACUAAAAGGAGAUCAGCUGUCUGUCGCUGCUGCUGCUGCUUUCACCCCAGUUUAAUGGAAUUCAUUUGGAUGCCUUCAUAACUUCAACUCCUAACUUUAAAAAUCAGGAUCUUGAGUCUCAAGUAAGUUCGGCUUCAGUGAAAGAAUGGCGCUGAAGGCCAAAGUUUUGUAUGAUUUCCUGUCUGAGAACCCAGGGGAGAUCUCCAUUACACAGAACGAGGUAGUGACUGUGUUCAGUGAGGAGGAGCUGGAGGGCUGGCUGGAGGGGGAAAAUAGCAAGGGGGAGACUGGGCUGUUUCCUGCCUCAUAUGUUAUGAUCAUCAAGGACCAAGUCAUCUCCAGCCCCAACAAGAAUGGCUACUCCUCGCCCAAAACCCAGCCGCCCUCUCACACAACGUCCAUCCCCAAUUAUGAAAAAGUCCAUGGACCCGCGGGUGGAAGCAACAGCCUCCACACCAGCCUGGGGAGUGACGAUGACUGGGAUGACGACUGGGACGACAGCUCACCUGCAAGUGAUGCUCUUCAGGGCUUGGGUAGUUCUCCACCUUUGUAUCCAGUGACCACCGUCCUGCCGGGUCGACGGAGCUCCCAGCAGCAGCAGGCCAAAAGCUCAGGUUUGGUUGGGAAGAACCUCAACAGGUUCUCCACCUUCGUCAAGUCAGGUGGAGAGGCUUUCUUGCUCGGCGAGGCCUCUGCUUUUGUGAAAGAUGGCGAUAAGAUCUGCGUCGUGGUGGGAAAGUACGGACCGGAGUGGCAGGAAGACCCUUAUCCGUUCACAUGCACCAUUGAUGACCCCACAAGGCAGACAAAGUUCAAGGGCAUGAAGAGCUACAUGUCGUAUGGUCUAACUCCAACGCACACCAACACACAAGUCAACCGCAGGUAUAAACACUUUGACUGGCUCUACGGUCGGCUUGUGGAGCGCUUCCCUGUCAUCUCUGUCCCCCACCUCCCGGAGAAGCAGGCCACUGGUCGCUUUGAGGAAGAUUUCCUCUCCAAAAGGAGGAAGGGGCUGAUGUGGUGGAUGAACCACAUGACCAGUCACCCGGUGCUGGCCCACUGCAAUGUUUUCCAGCACUUCCUUACAUGCAGCCCAGAUGAGAAAGCCUGGAAAAUGGGAAAGAGGAAGGCAGAGAAGGACGAUCUGGUCGGGGCAAACUUCUUCCUCACGAUCAGCCCACCUGCUGUUCCUCUGGACCUCCAGGAGGUUGAGAACAAGAUAGACAACUUCAAGAUGUUCACCAAGAAACUGGACGAGAACAUAGUGGUCAUGAACGCGACCAUAAACGAGUUUGCCCGCAAGCAGACGACCGGAUUCCAGAAGGAGUACCACAAGGUUGGGCAGUCUUUCAAACUCCUGUCGCAGGCGUUUGAGCUGGAUCAGCAGAUCUUCUCCCUGGGCCUCAACAGAGCGAUUGCCUACACUGGAGAGGCUUAUGAGAAGAUUGGAGAUUACUUUGCAGAGCAGCCGCACCAGGACCUGGACCAUAUCUCUGACCUAUUAGACUUGUACAGAGGACACCUGGCCAAUUUCCCUGAUAUCCUUCAUGUGCAGAAAGGGGCACUAACCAAAGUGAAAGAGUGUCCAAAGCAGGAAGGGGGGCUCCAGGAACGCUGCAACAUCAUAUCUUGCGCCACGAUGGCAGAAAUCCAGCAUUUCCACCGCACUCGUGUCCGAGACUUCCGCUCGCAGAUGCAGCAUCACCUCCGCCAGCAGAUCAGCUUCUUCCAGAAGAUAACCGCCAAGCUAGAAAAUGCUCUGCAGAAAUAUGAUGAUGAUAAUGGAGACCCUGGACUGUGACACAUUCAAGAACAAGGAGCUACGGCUAAGUAGGGAUUUAAACACAAUUUAUUUAUGAGUAGAUGUUCCUUUAAAGAACAUCUCACUGUUGUGUAAGGAGAAAAAGAACUUUGACCUUUGUGAUGUGCUAGAAUUUCCACUUAGCACAAAAAAACCCUAAAACACGACUUUUGACGUAAUAACUUUCAAAAUUCCUUGAGCAGCUCUGAUGAAUGUACCAGCCGCACAGACUUUGCUGACUCUCCAGACACAUCCAGCAACUCAGCGAAACAGCGACAGUUAUAUAAAACAGCUGCUUUCAACACGCUGGAGGCUCUUCAUGACUCACAGUUCCAACAAAUGGCAUAAGUGCAAGAACCAGCAGACUGAUGAUUCUGCUGGUUAUGCUGGUUAACACAACACAAACGUCUUUUUCUCUGAUGUGCUGGUCUUUAAUCUUAUAUUGAAAAGAAAGGUUUGUAUUGCAAGUUUUGUGACUGUUUAUGAGAACUGGACUGAGUGAGUAGAGCAGAAAACGGCUCAGUUCCAACAAAAUGAAGUAAAUUUUGUCGCCUUUUUUUUUGCAAUACGGACGUCC